Molecule: messenger RNA, 2360 nt
Organism: Drosophila subpulchrella
Lineage: Eukaryota; Metazoa; Arthropoda; Insecta; Diptera; Drosophilidae
Product: DNA repair protein RAD51 homolog 3
Exons: 6
Coding region: 158-922 (254 amino acids)
Biological process (GO): DNA repair; reciprocal meiotic recombination; meiotic DNA recombinase assembly
Cellular component (GO): replication fork; Rad51C-XRCC3 complex; Rad51B-Rad51C-Rad51D-XRCC2 complex
Molecular function (GO): ATP binding; crossover junction DNA endonuclease activity; ATP-dependent DNA damage sensor activity
Source: RefSeq, a predicted model, not a curated record
UAUUUUGUUUUAGUCUUCCAUUAAAGAUGUUUUUACUAAAACAGAGCUAGCUUAAGAACUUAUAAUGGCACAUUAAUCUACUUUUUAAGUGUCGGUAUUGUCAGAGAUACUAUCCGUACAAGCUGACUGAGUUUCGAAGGCACUGUAAACAAGAACUAUGGAUAAAGGUCCAUCUGGGUCCAGCGAAAACCUAAAUGUAUUCAGUAAAUCCUGCUGGGACAUAUCACAAAAGGACCCGAAUAAGAUCCUGACGAGUAAUAAAGCCCUGGACAAUCAUUUUGGAGGUGGCAUACCCUUGGGUCACAUUGUAGAACUCAUUGGGAACUCGGGCACCGGCAAGACCCAAAUGUGCUUACAACUGUGUCUGAAUGUACAAAUUCCCAAGGCUGCUGGAGGAUUGGAAGGAAGUGCCUUGUUCAUAGACACCCGACAGGACUUUCAUCCGGACAGAUUGCUAGGUCUAGCUCAGAAACUGGAAAAGCAAUACGAACACAAAGUACCAGAAUUUAAGGCUGUCAAAAUGCUGAAAAAAAUCUUCCAUGUGAGGUGUCCCAAUAUGGUUCAGUUAAUGGCUACCGUUUUCAGUUGUCAAAGGCAUCUCGCAGAUCAUCCAGAUAUUAAACUGAUUGUGAUCGACUCCCUGGCAUUUUCCCUGCGAAUGCUGGAGAAUGGCGCCCAGCGUUACGAGCUGCUCCUGGAACUGCACGAAUGCAUGAGGCGACUGCAACGUCAACACGAAUUGGCCUGGGUCGUCAUCAAUGUGCUCACGCAUCGCUGCUUCAGGAAUCAGUUCCGUGUUGUGCCCGCCCUGGGGGACAUGCAUUCGCACCUGAUCAACGAGCGCAUCUGGUUUUCGGGCAGCUCGCAGCUUCACCUGGGCAAGACGUGGAGAACCAGUAGAUUAAUUAAGGAAUCCAAUUGAGGCUGGUUUCGUUUGCUAUGUUGUCAGGUUCACUUUUACUUUAUGUCGAUUUUAAACAUUAGUUGAAAAUACUUAAAGGCUGUUUACCUUUAGUUUUAUUAUGAUCAAUCCAUUUUACUUUUUCGAUGGCAGUUUUAUUUUAAAUUCCAUGCCUAAUAAUAUAAUGUCUCUUUUUGCAUAAAAAUAAGCUAUGAUGAAGAUAGGGAUAACAUGACCAAAGAUGAAGAGGAGCAUUAGCAUUGGAAAACAGGAUCCUCAAGCACUUGCCAUAAUUCGCAUUGGCACAGAAAACGGAGCCACGAAUAGCGCACACCCAGCCAGCUGUUGGCACUUGCUAAAAGCUCCUCCGGUCACCUCCACUCCACGAGGACCCGAUGCUAUCGAUGGCGCAGUUCCAGAUUGACAGCCGAGCACCGCCUGAUUUAUGCGCGCGGCGCAGGAAUGUGGCAAAGUGUAAAAAGUGUUUACACAUACGAACGGCGACACCCAAACCCAAACCAGACUGCUGCUCUCUAGCUCGCGGGCUUUUGAUUAUGCACAGGGAAAAAUAAGAUCGAUCUUAUGGGAAUAACAAUUUCUUUCAGUGCAUCCUUGAGGUGAACAUGGAGCCCCGGGCAGCAGCUAGUCACGCAUAUGCAGCGACAACUAAUUCAAUUUCCACUUGCCAGAAGGAGGCGGCUGUUUAGCCGAGUGUGCACGCCUAAUUGGUAAUGCGAUCGGCUUUAUUGAGGCGCUGGAGUCGAAGCUUUGGCUCUACCCAUAUAGCUCAGCCCCUGGAUCUGAAUCUGUGGCUGUGGCUGUGACUGGUGCUUGGUGUAUGUGGCCUGUUGCAGUUGGCGGUGCAGUCACAGGCUAUCGCUGUCGCUCAGCGCAAAUCCCAUUACGUGCGAUCCGUUUCGAGCCAUAAACAUGUAACAGCUGCACACCCCACCUCCCAGUCUCCACCGAUACCACCAGAUCCCACCCGAUCCUAGCCGAGUUUCCUGGCUUCCAGCGGCGCAACUUGUCGCUCGAACUUAAUUGCCUCGGCUGCGCUUAUGACUUUCGUGUGCAAUGCAUCCUCAUCCUCAACUGCAUCCACAUCCACAUCUUCGCUCUUACUGUGACUGCUGCAUUAGAAAGUAACUCCAGCCGGCGAAAAGCUAUGGCUAUCAACAUCGGGCUCGCAUCGUCUUCGUCGUCAUCGCUCGCCUGUCGCGGAGUUGCUGGCGCUAUUUUCGACACCGCCUGGCCCGCCAUAAAUUUCCAACUGCCCUGCAAUGCACUCAGGUCUCAAAAUUAGAAAUAGUCUGGCUUAGCUGGGUGCACCGAAAGAAGUUCAAGAUUUUAUCAUGGGAAGAUUUUAAUAUUAGAUUUAAGGCCUUUUAAUAAUAGAAAUAAAGAAAAUGUCUUAAGCGAGUUUCGCUAUGUAUCUUUAUAUUACAAAUACUUAAAUUGA